Messenger RNA from Leptosomus discolor (cuckoo roller), 1206 nucleotides. The record is from RefSeq and is a predicted model, not a curated record. NCBI's taxonomy places the organism in Eukaryota, Metazoa, Chordata, Aves, Leptosomiformes, Leptosomidae.
CCUCUCCGACUUGAUAUAAAACGGAAACUAACAGCUCGGUCUGACCGGGUGAAGAGUGUAGACUUACAUCCCACAGAACCGUGGAUGUUGGCUAGCCUUUACAAUGGCAGUGUCUGUGUUUGGAACCAUGAAACACAGACUCUGGUGAAGACUUUUGAAGUGUGCGACCUGCCAGUGAGAGCUGCCAAAUUCGUGGCAAGAAAGAACUGGGUUGUUACAGGAGCUGAUGACAUGCAAAUUAGAGUUUUUAACUAUAACACCUUGGAAAGAGUUCACAUGUUUGAAGCACAUUCAGAUUACAUUCGUUGUAUUGCUGUGCAUCCCACACAGCCUUUCAUACUGACAAGCAGCGAUGACAUGCUCAUUAAACUCUGGGACUGGGAUAAAAAAUGGUCUUGUUCUCAGGUAUUUGAAGGGCACACCCAUUAUGUCAUGCAGAUUGUCAUAAACCCAAAAGACAAUAACCAGUUUGCCAGUGCCUCUUUGGACAGGACAAUCAAGGUGUGGCAGCUUGGCUCUUCUUCACCCAACUUCACUUUGGAAGGUCAUGAGAAAGGAGUAAACUGCAUUGACUAUUACAGUGGAGGAGACAAGCCAUAUCUCAUAUCUGGUGCAGAUGACCGGUUGGUUAAGAUCUGGGACUACCAGAAUAAAACAUGUGUACAAACACUGGAAGGACAUGCUCAAAAUGUGUCGUGUGUCAGCUUCCAUCCUGAAUUGCCUAUCAUUAUUACAGGCUCAGAAGACGGAACUGUGCGCAUUUGGCAUUCAAGCACUUACCGCCUGGAAAGUACCCUCAACUACGGUAUGGAGAGAGUGUGGUGUGUGGCCAGUUUAAGAGGAUCCAAUAAUGUGGCUUUGGGAUACGAUGAAGGCAGUAUUAUUGUUAAGCUUGGUCGUGAAGAACCUGCCAUGUCCAUGGAUGCAAAUGGAAAAAUUAUUUGGGCUAAACAUUCAGAAGUCCAACAGGCUAACUUGAAAGCUAUGGGAGAUGCUGAAAUCAAAGAUGGAGAAAGAUUGCCGCUGGCUGUAAAGGAUAUGGGGAGCUGUGAAAUCUAUCCUCAGACAAUUCAGCACAACCCUAAUGGACGGUUUGUAGUAGUGUGUGGUGAUGGUGAAUACAUCAUCUACACAGCUAUGGCCUUGAGAAACAAGAGCUUUGGUUCUGCACAGGAGUUUGUAUGGGCACAUGAUUCUUCAGAGUAA